Messenger RNA from Diaporthe amygdali, 672 nucleotides. Its product is annotated as nkyrin repeat domain protein. The record is from RefSeq and is a predicted model, not a curated record. NCBI's taxonomy places the organism in Eukaryota, Fungi, Ascomycota, Sordariomycetes, Diaporthales, Diaporthaceae. Bases 1 to 672 code for a protein of 223 amino acids. Gene Ontology annotation, molecular function: protein binding. The transcript is spliced from 3 exons.
AUGGCUCCGACCCUCACUACUGAUGACGCCAACGUCCUCAACCGCCAGGCAAUGCGCGGUGAUACCAAUGAGCUGGCCAAAGCCGUCGACCGCCUAGCGGCUCGUGAGGCAGCCCAGGGAGUAGGCAAGGCGGAGAUUCUACUCAGGACUAAAGACGAUGCUGGCAACAAUGUUGUCCACGCUGCCUGUACUAUGGGCAACGCUAACAUCAUCGCGUUUGUUUGCGGCCACGAGGCCUUCAACUUCCAGCCCGGCAUGCUCAAGUCCAUCCUGAACGCGAAGAACAACAACUCGGAGACCCCCAUCCACGUGGCCAUCAAGCACAACCAGCCCGCAUGUGUCGACCCGCUGCUCCAGAACGGAGCAGAGCUGAACGCAGAGGGCCCAUUCGGUUUUCGCGUUGCCCACAUCGCCGCGGACCGCGGCCAUCUUGAUCUACUUCGCAUGGUCCUCCAGAGAGGCGCAAACCCCAAUGCUGUUUCGAGGUCUGGAGACACGCCCGCCCAUGUCGCCGCCCGCAAGGGCUAUCUGGGUUGCUUAAAGGUUCUCUUCUAUGAGUUCCAGGCCGAUCUACGCGCAUAUAACAUGGCCAAUAUGAGACCAGCGAACAUCGCCGAGAACAACAGCUACGAGGAGAUCAUGGUGUGGAUGAGGGAGGCAGGCCUCUUCUGA